Acanthoscelides obtectus is the source of this 447-nucleotide messenger RNA. The record is from the annotation of a GenBank genome assembly. Lineage: Eukaryota; Metazoa; Arthropoda; Insecta; Coleoptera; Chrysomelidae.
AUGAAAGCAGUGUUUGAAGAAAAGAAGAGAAAAAGCCCUGAAAAAGAGAAAAAGACUAAAAAAAAUAAAGAAGACUAUAAUAAAGAAAAUUGUGCCGAAGGUAAAUGUAACAAAGCGAAACUUACCACAGAUAGAGAGGUUAAAAGCAAGAAGACCACAACCAGAAACAAAAGGGCCAAAAAGGCUAAAAAAUAUUUGUUUAAUAGUGAUGAUGAAGAUUCAUCUAAUGAUCAAAUUGACGAACGCACAAUUUGCGACGACGAGUCAGAAUUCUCAGAAGAGGAAACUUUAUGUGCAAUUGGUUUAGGCACGGGACAAGUGGGGAGAUGUGGUACCGAUGCAGAAGUUGCGGAAACUGGGCCCAUGAAGAAUGCUCUGGAAGUGAUAGUCCAGCUUCUUAUAUUUGUACAUUUUGUUUGGAUUCGUAAAAUCUUGGUUCUUCUUUAA